This is a messenger RNA of Anopheles merus, 7684 nucleotides long. It is a transcript of the gene Octalpha2R, whose product is annotated as alpha-2Db adrenergic receptor. The record is from RefSeq and is a predicted model, not a curated record. The coding region runs from base 2692 to 4596 and encodes 634 amino acids. Lineage: Eukaryota; Metazoa; Arthropoda; Insecta; Diptera; Culicidae. The transcript has 6 exons. Gene Ontology annotation, molecular function: G protein-coupled amine receptor activity. Gene Ontology annotation, cellular component: membrane. Gene Ontology annotation, biological process: adenylate cyclase-activating adrenergic receptor signaling pathway.
CUCGUCCCAGGCAACAGUGCCCGAGCGAAGCAGUGCGUGCUGGAACGUCGGCGUUCCCACACCAUAUCACCCCCACCCACCCCGAGCAGACACACGGGCCAGUGGACAGACGGACGGGCGGACAGGGCGGACAAGAAACGCGGACCCGUCCGCGAAGUAGUGCGCCCCGUUUCAAGUGAGUGAGUGUGGUGUGCAAGUGGAGCCGCGGACUCCUGAAAAGGCAGCGAAAGUGCAGCAGAGUAAGAAGAAGAAGAAGAAGAAGGGGGCUGAUGCAGCAAGGAUGGGCUGCGCUAGUGCGAUCGCGGCCAGGACGAUCCGGUGUGCCGAGCAAAGAUUGUUUCAAAGCAGUGUGUAGUUGUACAUAAUAUGUGCGUGUGUUAGUGUGUGUGUGUGUGUAUACAUGUGAAACUUUAGCAGUGUGCCACCCAAACCAGCGCCAAAAACGGACCCUUUUUGGACAAACGAAAAGCAACACACACAAAAAAAGCCCACUCGAAACAGAGACGAAACCCAGUGAGACCAAGGUAAACGAAUGUACUGUUAAGGAUUCUCCUUUGUGGCCGCUUCUCUCCAGCAAGUGUAUUUAUGUGUGUGUGCGCGUGUACGUGUGUGUGUGUAUAACGUCCUCUACCGUUUGCCUUGCCUCAGGUUCGGAAGUGAUUCUAGCCGCAGUGAAAGUAGCGUGUGUUUAGCCGUUUGUGCAGGGCCACUAGCAGUAAGGGUUGUGGGUUUGGUGCGCUGCCUGGGGGCCGCUGAGCAGAAGAUGAAGAGAAAAAGUAUAGUGCCGUCCGGUGUGAAGCGCUCCGGCAAGUGAGUUUCGUCCGAGCACACAUCAAUCAACCUCUAUCGCCUCUAUCAAACGAAACCGCGGUGUCCGGCAGCUCCUGAAGCAGUGCAAGACGGCGUCCCGGCAGCAACACUUUCCAUUCCUGAGCAAGGCGCGCGGUACCAGCGACGGGGACCACCAUUCCGGUACCGGCCACCGCCGGUAGCGUUGUGCAGCGACCGACCGCGUUCAGGCACGGGCGGUGCCGGUCGGUGUGGCCAGCCCGGGCCCGACCAGCCGACACGAUAAGCACCGAUAAGCAGCAGUCGGCGGUGCGCAGACGCAGGCGACGCAAGAAAGCGCAAACACCGUAGGCCGAAGGGGGUUUCGGGGCACGCGAUGGGCCACGCACGGUGGCGCUACCGUGCACCGUCAUCGAGCCCCCGCCGGCCCCAGGAAAGGCGACAGGCUCGGCUGAGCGCAACGGUCCGGUUCGGCCCGCUGCCCGAGUAGCGGUGCUGACCCCUCCCCGUGUGCGUGUGUGUGUGGCUGUGUGCUGGUGGCGGAGAUUGUGUUACCACGCUACCCGCAGUACCCGCCUGGGGAGCCUGGGUGACCGACCCCGAGAUCCACCGUGCUGGCCGAGCAGACAAAAGCUUCCACACCUGCUCGAGCUCGAGCGAUCGACGCCAAGCGCGAAAGACAAUGGAGGCGUAACCUAAUCGGGCCAACGAGUGAAAUCGAAAGUGUUUUUCUUUGUGUGUAUGAGUGUGUGUGCGUGUGUGCGGGUGUGUGUGCGCUCGAUGUGCAUUAGUAGUAAGGAACAGCGCCGAACCGGGCCCUCGGUCAUAUCGCCAAAUUGUAUAUGUGAGUGUGUGUAUGUGUGUUAGGUGUGCGUGUGUGUUUGUUCGCGUUUUUAAAUGUCGUUUGCUAUAAGUAACUGUACCAGUAAGACACAGUAAGACACACACUACUGAACCACAGCACACCGCGGCUAGCCCACCACUAGGGCCAAAUAAUCAAAUCACACAAUCACACACAAUAAAUAUAUAAAUAUACAUAUAUACACACACACUCGAACGCAGCCACAAGCGUCACAGGCUACAAGCACACCAAAAGGCUCGUUAGCGCAGCGCCUCUCAGUCAGGCAGCGUGCGCCGAGCAGCAGUUUCGGAUAAAAACGGGUAAAAUUUUGUGUCUCCAGAGCGCCAAGCCGGGCGGGCCGUAGAGUUCGCUUACCUGCAUCCACGUACCACUCCUUCCUACCCGCGAACCUCAGCACGAUCCUCGUGAACUGUUGCUCGCUCCGCAACCGACACCGACGUCAAGCAAUAUAGCCAGCCAGGUGAAACAAAGUAACAAAAUACACUCACACACACGCACGGUCACACACGACGAUCAAACGCAAGCACUCACUCACCUGUCGUGAGUGUUCCAGGCGAAGUCGGUUUGUCGUCUAACGUGUUGCGGAGGUUCGUGUUGUUCUCCGGUGUGCGGUACGUACGCGUGUCAUUCGUAGUGGUACGCGUAUGUGUGUGGGUGUGUGAGCACGCGCGAGUAAAAAAAAAGGUAGAGGAGAGUUCGCUCUAGCUAGGCAAGUGUUUGUGAAUUUUUGUAAGUAAUUGCUGCGACUGCUCGAAUCGAGGGGCCCGAAGCUACCGGAACCUCGCUAAACCCGUCAUGCUAGAGAUAUUCGUGCAACAAUUGCAGCAGCAGCAGCAGUGUGUGUAUUUAGCGUACUCGUUAGGAGUGACACAGUAGAGAAACCAAAGGGGGAAAGACAGCAGACGGAGCGAACAAACGAACGAAUCGAAUCCAAUCGAAUCGUUCAACCGAAUAGAGCGAGCGAAGAGCCGGCAACCCGACACACCGAGCCUUUUGCGACGGGUGCGAAUGAGCGGCGGGCGGAGGGCACCGUAGCGAUUAUGGAUUUCGUCUCGUCGCCGCCGGGCAACAUCACGCAGGAGGACUUCCUCGCGAUCGUGGGAGCAAACGGCACUGUCGGCGGUGGCCCAACCAUGUUUAACGAUUCCCUGGCGGCGGCGGCGGCGGCUGCGGCAGCUGCCGCAGCAGCAGCCGGUGGUGUGGCCGGGCCGGGCGGUACCGCCGCCGGUGUCGGGCCGGGCGAGAACCUCACCAUCCUACACGGUGCGUACCCGAGCGGGUACACGCUGCCCCACAUCAUCAUCGCCUCAAUCAUCGUGACAAUACUUAUGAUCGUCAUCGUCGUCGGCAACAUGCUCGUCAUCAUUGCGAUCGCGACCGAGAAGACGCUGAAAAACAUCCAGAACUGGUUCAUCGCGUCGCUCGCGGUCGCCGACUUCUUUCUCGGUCUGGUGAUCAUGCCGUUCUCGCUCGCGAACGAGCUGAUGGGGUACUGGAUCUUUGGCAACUGGUGGUGCGACGUCCACUCCGCGAUGGACGUGCUGCUGUGCACCUCCUCCAUCAUGAACCUGUGCCUGAUCUCGCUCGACCGGUACUGGAGCAUCACCAAGGCGAUCGAGUAUCUCAAGUCGCGGACGCCGGCCCGGGCCGCGUUCAUGAUUGCCGCCGUCUGGAUCAUGUCCGCGCUCGUCUGCAUACCGCCGCUGCUCGGGUGGAAGGCACAGCGGCCGGAAGGGCACGUGGAGCUGCCCCAGUGUCAGCUGAGCCAAGACAUCGGGUACGUGCUGUACUCGGCGCUCGGAUCGUUCUACAUUCCGAGCUGCAUCAUGGUAUUCGUCUACAUCCGGAUCUACUUUGCGGCGAAGGCCCGGGCCCGGCGCGGUAUACGCAAGAAGCCGCUCAAGCCACCGAGCGAACAGGACACGAGUUUUACGCGAAAUGCCGGUACCGUGCCGAUGCCCUCGCUACCCAGUGCCUCUAGCAAUAACAAUCAGUCGGCGGCGGCGGCGGCCCACCAUCAGCAGCACCCGGUGCAGCUUGCCGGCGGGGCGCAGGGCGGUGGCAGCACGCAGAUCGCCACGAUCGAGCCGCCGCCGCGCGGCACCCCGAUGCCGAUCCCGGUCGUGACGUGCGAUUUCGCGUCGGACAUGUCGACGAGCGAGGCGGCCACGGCCGAGCAGGACCAGCACGGCCCAAUCUCGCCGGUCGCGCUCGAGCCGAAGGACACGCUCAAGGUGACGCAGCCGGCGCAGCAGGGCCGGAGCACGAACGGCAUCACGGCGGCGGCCACCGAACCGGUCGCCUCCCCGUCGUCGGCCGCUGCCCGCAGCCGGGCGCUGUCGGUCGGCAUCGACACCGACAUGGUGAGCGAGUUCGACCCGUCCAGCUCGGACUCGGGCGUGAUCAGCCGCUGCGCGGUGGUGAAGCCGCUCAAGUUUCGCCUCUGCCAGCCCAUCUUCGGCAAGGGCAAGGCGAAGGCGCGGCAGGCGAACGCGAAGGCCGCCGGGCACGGCGGGGCGCACGCGGGUCGGGGCAACGCGCCCAACUGCACGCAGCCGAUGCUGGCGGCGCCGGGCGGCCAGCAGGCGAUCUCGCAGCUGAUCGCGGCCAAGCAAACGGACAGCGCGUGCAGCGAGCUGGAGCCGGCCCUGCCCCCGAAGCCGAAGCCGCGCGACCCGGAAAAGGAGAAGCGCCGGAUCGCGCGCAAGAAGGAGAAGCGGGCGACGCUCAUACUCGGCCUGAUCAUGGGCAGCUUCAUCGCCUGCUGGCUGCCGUUCUUCUUCCUCUACAUCCUGGUGCCGGUCUGCCCGGACUGCCACAUCCCGGACAGCGCGUUCUCGCUCGCGUUCUGGCUCGGCUACAUGAACUCCGCGCUCAAUCCGGCCAUCUACACCAUCUUCAACAAGGACUUUCGGCGCGCGUUCCGGCGCAUCCUGUUCAAGUGAUGUUUAGCGUACGUGUGCUGCUAUCGCUGCGUCUCCCGUAGCAUCGAGAAGGCUACGGAGCGGGCCAUUGGCGGCGCACAGCUCGGCGGCGGCUACCGGACCGGCGGCUACCUGCGAUGAUAAUACGCGCCGCUAGGUGGCGCACCCGCACCGCUGUUCCUACUACCAUCACCACCAUCGUCAUCACCGCCACCACCGCGAGCGUACCGCGCGCCGGCCGGCACAAUCCUGCUGCUCGUCUUGGUGGCCGCCGUCGCCACCCUCGAGCCGUGCUGGUGGAGGCCGUGGAUGGUGCCGCGGGGGAUACCAGCGCUCGAACGGUAUGCAAUGCCGCCCAUCUUUCGGUAACACCAAUGCGAACAAGAAGAGAGCAAUAGAUGUAGAGAGAGAGCGAGAGAGAGAUGAACACGAAAGAUUAAAAUGUAAAGCAAAAAAAUAACACAAAAACACUCACACACAUAUUUACUACAUCUUCGAGUCAUCUUUGUACACUCUCACAAAACACACAUACAUGCAGCAUUGUGUGUAUAGCUGUGUGCGUAUCAGAAUGAUUUGGGUGUAGUGUUUAGCAGUACUUUUCCCCACCAAUUACUCUCCCACCAAGCGUAAAACAUGGCAAAACGGACGUGUGAGUAUAGUGAAACGAGAAAAAAAAAGUCGGAGAAGCAAACUACGAAAUUACUAAUACUGCGGCAGAGGGAGACGAGGCGAACAAACAGCGGAUGAGCAAAGGGACGACACAGAGAAGCUAUCCGGCAAUACUUAAACAAUUAGCCGUAGUGUGCGUAACGUACUACCACUAUAUAUCUAACUAAAAAAUGCAAGGGACGGACACCUAACAAGUAAAGGAAGAUCGAGUAACGGGCAGCACGGCUAAGGGAAAAGCAAGCCAAAUCGACCCCCAAAGCAGGUGGUACUAUGAAUAGGCGCAACUUAAAUAGCGUUAAGACAGUGGGUUUCUGCACAGCAUAACACAGCGGGGAGGGGACACAAGCGCAAAGCGAGAUACACAAUGCACCACCACCUUCCUUCCCGGACACAACCGACACGUGUACAUAGGCGGGAUAGAAAAGAGCGAGCCGAACAAAAACCCAGGAAUUCGGGAAUCAAAAAUCAAACCUCUUCACUCGUUGUGGCGCUCGAGCAGCUGUGGUGAUUAGUGGUCCACUGGUGACUAGUGGGUCUGGGACUUAGCUAACUAAUUUCAAACUAAUAAUUAUCAACACGUGCGCGCAGCGUGAAUAGUAUGGGUGAUACGAAACCGCUGAAAUUGCGCCGCGUAGAAAUAUUUAGCAAAAGAAAAACAAAACCCCUCACAUAGAGCGAUGCAUUCGCCGGCUGCACCAUUUGCAUUCAGAUUCGGGGGGAAAGUUGGGCGAGCGACACCCGGGAUGGGCAGGCAAAUUGGAUCCAUGUUGUCCUCGGGGCAGGCACUGGUUUUAACCACCGUCAAACAAACUCUAUUAGUUUAUUUGUGUUUAUGUCACUGUGUUUUGUUCUUUUUAGAACCGAACCGAAACCCGGAAGCAAUGGAAAUGUAAUGAAAAUUGCAAAAACAUUUAUAAAAAAACAAACCUGUUGCUCGCAAAUUUUAACUAUGGACUCUAAAUCGCUCCCGCCCAAUGCGGUGCGUGCGAAUCCAAUUUAUUGCUCGACGAUUUCAUUUUGCGGAAAAAAUGUUGCCACCAUUGCCGCCGCCACCACCUCCGCCACCAAUCGAGCUGGAUGCAUUUGGGGAAAGCUGCGCGAAGCUGUGCAGCGCAAGGGGGACGAAUGUACUAAAGGAAGGUGAAAAGAGGAAGCAACAACAAACAAACAAAAAACUUGUAAAAAUCAAUGACUAAUAGUUGGUAAAUACCGGUAUUAAAAGGGGGGGUUGGGGGAGCGGAGAUAGCACCUGCGGUGGCGGGGACCGCUUACGGGCCCCGCCGCCGCGUCCAAGUGCGCGGCUGCCAACCCCCGCCGAUCGAACGUGAUGCGUCCGAUCGCUGUUUUUUUGUACAUAGCGGAAGCGGCCAGACAGAUUGAGGGAAACACACACACACACCACACACACACACACACACACACACACACACACACACACACACACACACACACACACACACACACACACACACACACACACACAGAGCAACCCAGGUAGAGGACAAGAAAGAUGCACAUACAAACACACUCACACACACACACACACAUGCCCACACAUGCGUACAGUAAAGCGAGUAGGACAGUGCGUGCGUGGUCGUUUCUCGAGGGUAAACGAUGUUGCGUUAAGUUGUUUUAUAAAAACAAACACGCCACGUGUGUCCUUGCCUGAGACGAUUCCAGUGCGCGACCAUGGAAGGGAAGGAAAGAGAGCCGGAAGAGUUCGGGGUUUGUUUUGGGGUGCGGAGGACUGGCGAGGAUUGAGGGAGGCAGAGAGCGUGGCAAAGGCACGAAACUGAUCCACUCUCACCCACAAGCAAUAACACUGUACCGGAGUACGGUCUCUUUACUGAUGCUUCCUUCUCAACCCGCCAUCCCCUUGUCCACCACCAUUCACCCCACUCAUGAGGCGAUUGUUUUGUUUUUUUUUUCUCUCUGUAAAUACACACUCUCAUAAACUUCAAGCUUCGUGCCCCAGUCAACAGACGGCGGAUGCGCUAACCGCAAGGCGCAUGCUUGCAACGUUCAGGCUUAUUAUCGAUUUUAGUCGAGUCGAGAAAUUUGAAUCGAUUGCUCUUUAAAAUUUGCUUAUUGUUUUAGCAGUCUAGGUACGGGGAAAUCAAUCGAUCAAUUGGAGUAGGCGUCAAAUUGCCAGACCAACCCUCGGAGAUGACUUUUAAAUACGCUCACAAAAUCAGAAUUGUAGCCUAGAAAUAAGGAAUCUCCUUAUGAAUAUUGAAAUGAAAUGAUUUCUUCUAAUCUAACCUCUCAUCUAAACAUUGCGAGGGUUUCGAGUAGUAUCUUCUGUAAAUUUCAAAUAAUGGGCCCCUUUCCGUUUUAAGUUGAAAUUUCAGACUGUAAGCUGUUGGCAUUGUAUAGCAGUUUUCGAGCAGUUGCCUAAGUGGUUAUAAUAUACAGGUGGGCUUAUCCCAAGGUGUAUGAA